Messenger RNA from Halichondria panicea, 1419 nucleotides. RefSeq lists its product as uncharacterized. NCBI's taxonomy places the organism in Eukaryota, Metazoa, Porifera, Demospongiae, Suberitida, Halichondriidae. The coding region runs from base 81 to 1235 and encodes 384 amino acids. The transcript has a single exon. The record is from RefSeq and is a predicted model, not a curated record. Gene Ontology annotation, molecular function: GTP binding.
UCACAUGAUUCUUUAGAUCUUUGUAAUGAUUAGAUAGAUAGUCAACUCAACUCAAUUCCAAAAACAGAUCUACGACUGAAAUGGCAGAAGGACAAGGACCCUCCCCACCAUUAGAUGGGAAUAAUGUAGAUCUAAGUGAUAGUUGCCGGGUAAUGCCAAAUGACUUGGACGACUCGAUAAUAGAACAGGGUGAAAUUCAGCAAUUACUAACUGCAGAUAAAGUUCCACCUGAAUUAAAAGAAAUUGACCCAUCAAAUAUCAAACAUUUGUAUGACAACUGCCGAGACAUUCAUAUUGUCAUGACUGGAGUAACAGGAUCAGGGAAAUCAGCGAUUGCAAAUGCACUUCUUGGAAAUUCGAAGGAGACCUCGGAUAUGUUUGCGGAGGGAAGUUAUCUUGAUCCCUGUACACAAGAGGUUGCUGGCAAGAAAUCAAGACGGAAUCACAAGAUAAAGCUGACUGUGUGGGAUUCACCAGGACUCAAAGAUGGCACUAGUAAGAAACAUCAGAAACAAUAUCUAAAAGAGGUAGCUGGUGUUAUGAGCGUGUACGGGUACGAUUUAAGCAUUCACUGCAUCAAAGCAGAUACUCGAUUUGUUGAUGGUGAAGACAACGGGUCUGUACAAGCAAUGAAAAUAUUGACAAAGAAAUACGGUAGCAAGUUCUGGGAAAAGACAGUAAUUGUUCUCACUUUUGCGGAUGUCAUCGAAUCGUUUAACCCAGAAUGGAAAAGGCUUGGAGAAGAAGAAAAGAUCGUUGAGUUUCACAAACAAGUUUUGAAAUACGACCAUCAAAUCAGAAAAAAUUUGGAGGAAUGUGCAAAAGUUAAAAAAGAGAUUGUGAAUCAAAUCCGAAUAAUUCCUGCUGGUCACUAUUCAGAACCAAAGCUUCUCGAUCGAAGCUACUGGCUCUCUACCCUUUGGUUUCAAUGUCUUGAUACCAUCCCAACUUUAGACGCUAAAGCUUCUCUCGUGCGUUAUCAUCAAGAUAGACUUGUUGAAGAAGAUCCUUUCCAGAACCCUGAAAAUUGCAACAUUACAUUAGAUGUUUCUUUUGUUCCUCGAGAUUUUCUACGGUUUAAACGAAAGUGGGCAAUAAUUGGAGCAGGAUUCGGUGCAUUUGGAGUGUUUUUGGCAUUAAUAACCAUACCUUUAGGCUACUGGGGAGGUGGUAAAUGGGGUCAAAAGAAAUACAUCAUUAAAAACUGCCGCAUCCAAAGACAGUUACCGUGUUAAACACUCGCCCACGUGCAAUCGUUUUCUUAGUAAUGGAAUAUUAUGGUAUAUAAUAACAUACAUUGUAUUAUUAUAAUUUAUAUUUGAUAUGUAAUUUUAGUGUAUAAUUAUUAUGUAUACUUAUUAUUUUAUGUCCUAUAGAACUACUAUUUCUACUUGAAAUCAAACAUUUUCUGACACAUGA